AUGGCCACUGCCUUGGGGGCCCUGCAUCCCCGGGAGGCGCCGGAGGACCCCGUGGCCGGGAGAACCGCGAAGGAGGCCGGCGGGAAGAGGGAGCGGCGAGAACCGGGCGCCGGCGGGGCCGAGGCCGAGGCCGCCGGGGCCGGGGAGCUCUUCGGCCAGCGGUUCCGGCAGUUCAGCUACCGGGAGGUCCCGGGGCCCCGCCAGGCGCUGGGGCGGCUCCGCGAGCUCUGCCGGCGCUGGCUGCGGCCCGACGUGCACAGCAAGGAGCAGAUGCUGGAGCUGCUGGUGCUGGAGCAGUUCCUCAGCAUCCUGCCCGCCCAGCUGCAGGCCCGGGUGCGCGCGCGGCGCCCGGGGAGCGGCGAGGAGGCCGUGGCCGCGCUGGAGGCCCUGGAGCGGGAGCUGGAGGAGCCCGGCCAGCAGGCCCCAGCCCGUGCUCGUGAGCAAGAAGCGUCUGAGCAGGAGAGGGGGACAGCGGCCCAGGAGCUGGACAGCGCCCUGCGGGAGCAGCAGCAGCAGCGCCACCUGGCGGCAGCGCGCCCAGUGCAGCGGAGGGAUGAUGAGACACAGACAUGGGAUGUGGAGUUAGCCCGGGAAAAGAAACUUUCUAAAGAAACUCCAUCUCCUGUGGAAGCACCUAGACAACUGAAUGGCCACAUUAUUCAGCUGCCCAAAGGUGGAGACAUCUGCAGCCACGAGGGACGAUCGGAAAGACAACGGGUCAGCUCCACGGCGGAGAGGCCCUAUGUCUGUGGGGAAUGUGGGAAAAGCUUCACUCAGAAUUCCAUCCUUACCGAGCACCAGAGAACUCACACGGGCGAGAAGCCCUACGGGUGCGAGGAGUGCGGGCGGGCCUUUAGCCAGCGGUCAGGCCUGUUCCAGCACCAGAGACUCCACACGGGGGAGAAGCGCUACCAGUGCCGGGUGUGUGGCAAGGCCUUCAGCCAGAACGCCGGCCUGUUCCACCACCUCAGGGUCCACACCGGAGAGAAGCCGUACCAGUGCGGUCAGUGCCGCAAGAGUUUUAGCCGGAGAUCGGUCCUCAUGAAGCACCAGCGAAUUCACACAGGAGAGAGACCCUACGCAUGUGAAGAAUGUGGCAAGAACUUCAUCUACCACUGCAACCUCAUCCAGCACCGGAAGGUCCAUGCUGUGAGUGGGUCCUGCUAGCUCCCAGUAUGCAGGGAGGCGACCUCUCCUGACCUCAGCUCUAGCUCCGGCCGAGACCCACGCACAACUGAAGACCCACAGAACAAGGGAUCGAAUUGUGCACAGGAGACC
Messenger RNA from Sorex fumeus (smoky shrew), 1278 nucleotides. Its product is annotated as zinc finger and SCAN domain-containing protein 23-like. The record is from RefSeq and is a predicted model, not a curated record. The transcript is spliced from 4 exons. Bases 1 to 1167 code for a protein of 388 amino acids. Lineage: Eukaryota; Metazoa; Chordata; Mammalia; Eulipotyphla; Soricidae. Gene Ontology annotation, biological process: regulation of transcription by RNA polymerase II. Gene Ontology annotation, molecular function: DNA-binding transcription factor activity, RNA polymerase II-specific; RNA polymerase II cis-regulatory region sequence-specific DNA binding.